CAAUACUGCAAAGUCCUCAGCUCGCAUCAGCACUGUUGACGAUAAUGUGAGGGAGCUGUUGUGAAAAGGAUAUCUGCUGCGAUACCUCAGUAAGAAGUGAACGAACAAUUCAAAAGCACGGUUUGCAUGGCCCCGCCAUGGCUGGAGUAGCAUGCUGAGGCAGGAUCAGGUCGCAAUGCAGCGUCACUUCAGCGAGGAUGGGUUUGAGAUGCAGACCGCUCUUAGGGUUUGGCAGUGCCACAGUGACCAAGUUACCUUCAACCUGCCCUGGCCAGGCUCCACUUCGGUGCUGCUGCGGCCUGUUGGGUCUCGCGACCUCGCCUUCGAUAUUCUCUGUUCAUGUACAACUCAGGUUCUACAUACUCAUUCAAUCGGCCUUUCAAACGCAGAUCCGAUCAUGAUCGCUCGUGAGAGGUUUGCAGGAGGGCAUAGCAUUGUCUUGUCUGGCUGCUGACAGUGGUGUUGCACCGAUUAUUUAGAUUCGUUUACUUCGAACACCUCAUCUACAACAUCGAGUUCUGAGACGGUGCCCCAUCUACAAAUGGCGGAAGCUGUGGCGUUAACCGUCCUGCAACCAAUGGUGCAAAAACUUCUGUCGGCGAUGAUGAAGGAGGUGGCGCUUCCGGAAUGGAACCGCAACAAGCACGCGGAGGAGCUGGAGACGAUGCUGAUGGAGCUAAAGCCGAUGGUGGAUAAUAUUAAUCCAUCUACCGCUAACCGAGCGGUGGGUGAAUGGUUGAAGGGUUUGCGCACGAGGUUAGACUGCUUGAAACACCUGCUGCUUGACAUGAAGGGGAAUCGGUUCACUAUUUCUCAGUUCAAAAAUUCAAGGAAGCUGGUGAAGGAGAAGGAGCUGCUGAGCAAAAUUCUAUCACAAGCUUCAGUUGUGGUGUUGGCAGUGACCUCGGUGACUUCUGCGAAUAUGACUAGGCUGCGCGAAGAAAACAAUGAACGGCAUGAGGGGCUUUGCUCCGGGAUCGAGGGGCUGCUGAAGUUGGCUGAUGCUACCAAACGGGCACUUGACAAGUCUCAAUACGAGUACAGAAACCCAGAAGAUUUGAUGGCUGCGAUAUCGUCUAUCACAAGUGAAGCGGAUGACAUCCACUUCACUUCCACACACACUAGAGCUUUGCCAGAAGCCUCCACCUCCACUGACAUGCUGCGCGGCGUGGACAGCGAGAUGGUGUUUGGAGGAGAUGGGAAUGUGGAAGAUGCAAAGGAGCUGUUACUGGACCAGAACACGCACAUGGUAGGGUUCUGGGCAUCAGGCGGGGCCGGGAAGACGCUUGCCGCUCAGCGAGUCUUCGAUGACGACGCCAUCCGAGCGCACUUCACAGGAGGCUGCUUCUGGUUCACUGUCGGUGGAGACUUGUCGGUGCGGAGUCUCUUCUUAGACCUCGGAAAGAAAAUCAAUGGGCCCUCAGAGGUUCGCCGGAACAUUUCCAUGGAAGAUUUGACAGCACAGCUAUGUAAUGAGCUCAAGGAUAAGAAGCACAUGCUGGUUGUCCUGGACGAUGUUUGGAAAGAAGAUGUGCUACGCUUGGUGACAUGUGUGGUCCCCUUAAGGGCGGGGUGCAAAAUCCUCGUCACCACUCGCAUAGAGGAGGUGUUGGACAAAAACCAUGCGACUAAGCUCGCAUUCGUGUUGCUAGAUGAAGAGAACAGCUGGAAGUUGUUCUGCUGGCAAGCGUUUCGAGGGACGUCUCAUGUGCCCCCGGAGCUGGAAAAGCUAGCCAAGGACGUGAUGGGCGAAUGUGGUGGGCUUCCGCUGGCGCUGAAAGUGAUUGGGAGUGUGUUUGCAAGGAAAACUGAUCGGGGAUUCUGGGAGUUGUGUUUGCAGAAGCUGAGGAACGCGGAUGUUCUAGACAAAGGUCACGAAACACAGCUAUUCAAUCGACUGAAAGUAAGUUUCGACGAGCUUGGAAGUAUCGAUGGAAGAUUGCAAGAAUGCUUUCUGUACUUUGCUGCAUUUCCAGAGGAUUGGAAAGUCGACGUAUACAAGGAUUUGCUGCCGUUGUGGAGAGCGGAAGGGAUUGUGGGACAGAAGUAUGAUCCGAAGCUAGAAGCGUGUGGGCUGGUGGGCGUGCUGGUCUCCCGCUCGCUGAUUGAGCUCAAAAGCAAUGAAUGGGGUGGAUUGUACUGCAUGGUGCACGAUAUUCUUCGGGACCUGGCGCGCCACAUAGUGCAGCAUGAGAAAGCCGUGACCGAGCGAGAGUGCCUGUAUGAGGCAGGGCGAGAGAUGAAGGAUGGAUUUCCUCGUGAAUGGGCAAGUUCUUCUGACACCAUGGAUCUAGGCAGAGGCAGGAGGACUAGACUUUCAGUUCGCAGGUUGUCUGUCAUGUUAACAAAUCUGAAGGAGCUACCUUCCAAACUGGAUGCCCCGGAGCUGGAGGUUCUUCUGUUACGAGAGAAUCCGUUGGAGUGUAUUCCGAAGAGAUUCUUCAACAAUCUUCGCAGCAUCCGAGUUCUGGAUCUGAGGGGAACUAAUUUGAAGGCGCUUCCGGAGGGUGUGGGAGAACUAAAAUCUCUGGCAGUACUCAAUUUGUCUGGGACGGGUAUAGAGACGCUCCCAAAGUCAAUCGGGAAGUUGACGGGUAUGGAGGAGCUGUGUCUUGAUUGUUGUGAGCGUCUCAGUCACUUACCUUCCAAACUGACUCACCUCACAAGGUUACGUAUUCUGAAGAUUUUUUCAAAUGAGAAUUUGUGGAGAACGGGUUUCUGGGAGGGACUUCCCAAAAUGUUAAGAGGAAAAUUAGCGGUGCGGGACCUCGCCGCUUUCGUUGGCUUGGAACAUUUGACUGUCGAGAGUGGUUUCUUUGAUUUUGACUCGGUGCUAUGGCCAGUUGAGUUGCUGACUGCGUCGAAGAGGCUCCAGACGUUGAAGUUGGUUGGAGGAGGUUGGCCACUUCCAGAGUUUCCAGAGUUGAGGAGUGAUGACUGGCAGCACUUGGAAUGCCUUUCUCUUGAUUGUGUGGGGUUGGUUUCUAUUCCAGACUGUGUGUGUUCCCUCCCAUGCCUGAAAUCCCUCACUAUAUGGUGUUCAAAGUUGGUGUCACCUCCAGCUCUGGAUCGUCUUCCGAAUUUGGUGAGUUUGAUUAUCUUGUAUUGUUUUAACUUGGAGACUCUACCAACUUCUUUUGGUAGAAAAGAUGGCUUUCCAGCUCUCGUAAGAUUCAAAUUGAACGGAUCUUAUAAACUUGCAUCGUUGCCAGAGUUGGAGGAUGGUGCAAUGCCAUCUCUUAAAUCUCUUCAUUUACUAGAUUUAGAGAAGUUUGAUAUCCUCCCACAGUCAUUUGCAAAAUUGAAGAACUUACAAACCUUAGAUCUACGUUUUUGCUCCAACCUCAAGAAUUUGGAGCAUGAGCAUCUAAGCUUUGAGAGCUUUCCUAAUCUUGUAAAACUUGAUGUAAGAGGGUGUCAAUCACUCUCGGAAUUGCCAAGUAGCCUUGCUUUCUUACCCCACUUUAGAUUGCUUGUAAUGGGAGAUGGUUGCAAUCCUUCCAUUCCUCCAGAACUAGAGGUAGCAGUGUCAAAUAAAAAGGUGAUAAUAAAAUACUAGCACUGUACAUGGUUGAACUGGUUUUGAGUACAUUAUAUCUAAAUAUAUUGGUUUCCAAAUUAGUGACUUCCAUAAAAAAAAGUAAAAUAUCCUUUUGUGAAACAAUUUUAUCUUAUUGUAAAAUAAAAAAAUAAAAAAUUCGGGGUA
Messenger RNA from Physcomitrium patens, 3706 nucleotides. The record is from RefSeq and is a predicted model, not a curated record. Lineage: Eukaryota; Viridiplantae; Streptophyta; Bryopsida; Funariales; Funariaceae.